ACCAGGAGAUCUGGGUCCCAUCCUCUGAGGAAAGACAGGGCAUGAACGACGAGACCUGCGUUUCAUACAGCGAUAUGACAUCCAUGGAUUCAUAUUAUAGCCACACUGCAGCGCAAGGUAGGGAUCACCAGACGGACCACUUUAGGACAUUCCCAGCCACUGACACCAAAUACAGCCCCACUGCCUUCCUGCCCAGCAAAGGUCAGGCUUACGGAGAAAAGUCCCGGAGUCCAUUCCAGCAGGAGUGCCAGUCAUUGGAUGCCGCCGCAGCUGGGCAAGGCACUUUCAGCAAAUACCACCUCUUCAUGCAGAGGUCUUCUUGCAAAACACCCCCCGAGGAGAGCAAACUGCACCAGGAGAGCGGACACAACGGAGCGCUCAUCCCAUACUGUGGUAAAGACAGCUCAGGUCUGACAGACUCUGACUUGGCCCCGGACUCGGACCCACCUGGAAUGGACACCAGUUACCUGUCUGUGAAGGAUCAGGGCGUGAAGGCGGCCUCUGAUAGGCCACCAGGCACAGAUUUGUCAAGCCCUCUGGACAAAGGUGAUGGCGGCGAAAGCAACAAGGGCAAGAAGAGACGCAACCGCACGACCUUUACAAGCUACCAGCUAGAAGAGCUGGAGAAGGUUUUCCAGAAGACGCACUAUCCUGACGUUUACGCCCGAGAGCAGCUGGCACUGCGGACUGACCUGACUGAAGCCCGUGUGCAGGUGUGGUUCCAGAACCGAAGAGCAAAAUGGAGGAAAAGGGAACGUUUUGGUCAAAUGCAGCAGGUCCGGACACAUUUCUCAACAGCUUACGAGUUGCCUCUUCUCACACGUCCUGAGAACUACGCACAGAUUCAGAACCCUUCUUGGAUCGGUGGCAGCAGUGCAGCAUCUCCCGUGCCGGGCUGCGUUGUGCCCUGCGACACUGUCACUCCCUGUAUGACACCUCAUCCCCACUCUGCCAGUGGGAUGUCUGAUUUUCUGGGCGUGCCGAGCCCCGGAGGUCACAUGGGACAGCCUCACAUGGGCAGCCUGUUUGGAGGAUCUCCUGGCAUGCCCACAGGCAUCAACACGUACGAUCUCAACAUGGACCCUGACCGCAAGUCCUCCAGUAUUGCCGCUUUGCGCAUGAAGGCCAAAGAGCACAGUGCAGCCAUAUCAUGGGCCACAUGAUGUGUUGAUACCUGCUGGAUGGGGGACUUUGUUGACCCCCUGAAAUGUCUACAGAAACCCAGAAUGGAGUGAGGGGGCACUAUGAUUAAAAACUCUUAAGGCAACAGUGACUACCUUCAUAAAUGUUGCAAUAAAUUAAAUAUGCAAAUACACGGAUGGGUGAAGAUUACUCAAAGAGAAAACAACAAGAGAUUUGGCGAGAUAAGUGGCGUGGCACUGCCAUGUUUCUCAGCGCCUCUGGUGGGAGAAAGCAACCACAGUGAGAGAGAGUGAGCUUUGUGGAAAGCUUAGUGGGAGGUGAUGCUGUACUGUAUAAGAUGAGUUGCAGUGUAGUGGUGAUGCUAGGCGAAGGAAAAUGUUUAAUAAUUUCAGACAAAUCCAUGCACUUAUUUGCUAAAAAUACAGGAAAUUCUGUUUGUACAGUGCUUUUAGCGUCAUUGUAGUUCUCUGUUCAGGUGCUGUUUUACUCCUACCUUAUUAUUUAAAUUUUGAGUGUUAUUGGUUUUUUUUUCUCUCCAGUCAUGCAAGCAUCCUUAAAAAAACCUGAAAUUCAAGUUUAGUUGUUAUAUGUCAUGUACAUAUUUUUAUAAGGUAAUCAUUAUCAGCCUUAGCACACCCAGAAGUGUGUUCGAUCGCACUGCGCCUAUGCUACAGAAAACUGUUUAUAUCCAGCAUAUCUGAUGCAUUAUGAAGCUUCUCAGAUUCAACACAAACAUUUCAGUUGCUAAAAAAAAAAAAAAAAGAAGUUUGAAGUGGCUCUAGCAUUUACAAGUCAAACAGACGAAAUGUGGUUUGCUUUAGUGCGGUCAGGGUGAGAGAUCCACCUGCCACACUGACUCCGAGCCUGCUGAUGGUCAGAGGGAGGAAGGGAUGGAGGAGGAAGUGGUGUGUGGGAGUAUGAGAGGGGCACAGCAGGCCUGCUGCUCUCAGGGCUGAAGAGCCUGGGAGCGCCAGCCUCCAAACAGAGCCAGCUCUGUUUUCAAGGAGGACAGACUCUGAGUGGACAUGACUGUGCCCCCUUGCAUUUCCAGUCUCAGGAGUUCUAGAGAGAGAAGUGCCUACUAGUCAGUCAUUUGGCCAGAAAUAACAGCAAAACCAGCAGCAGGGACCUUUGAAACAGAGGAGGCUGGUGGAGAUUUCACAGUGUGUUGACACUCUUAAACACUGAAAGGAUGUCAGUGUUCAACAGCUUUUUUUUCCGGAUUUUAACAUGGCUAUGUUUGGCUGACAUAGCCGACCAGUAAAUGGUCAUGAGGCAGCAUAAGUGUUUUUGUAUUUCAUUCUCUUGUUCUCAUUAUUUCUGUCAAAACCAAACCAAGGAAACCAUCCAUCACAUCAAUGCAGAUUAAACUGCAUUGCCUUUUGGCUAUAUACAUCUCAGCUGAAUGAAAACGAGACUCAGAUGGUUUGUUACACAGAAUUACACAGAUUCUCGCAUCUCGAGCUGGAUGUGGCAUCUUGGACAACUCGUCCUCCAUCUAGACAGCGAAGUCCUGUUUUUACACAUCUAACAUAUCUUAAUUAUUUUGGAUAACUGUGUUUUUAGUCAGUGAGGCAACAGGAAGAGUCUUCUUUGGGAAUGAUGUUACAGAUGAUGUACUAGCAAAGCUUUAUUCAGAGACACAGACUCCCAGAUUCAGUUGUUUUUGGUAAUUUGAUUAGUUAAAAAUUUGUGAAUUUGCACCGUUAAAGUGCAAUAUCAACUGUGUCCUGCAUUUUCAUGUGAUCUUGUGAUCAAAAUCUAAAACCUUGAUUAUUAUAAUUUAUAACGCAUGGUGUUUAAUUCUACAAGUGGUGUUUAAUGAAAUGACUGUACAACAACUGACUCCGAAAACCUGGGAUGUUCACUCUAUAGUUAGUGUGCAUCACUGUCCGUGAUGGGAACUUUGAGAGGACAUGGGCUCAACAGCAAAUGUUAACCACAAACAGGUUAAUCCUGUCAUGUCAACACAUAAAAAUAGUUGCGUUGUGUAUUGUGUAGCAGAAGGCACAAUGACAACGCAGAUAGUGUCCCAAGUUACAGGAUGGAGUUGUGGGUCAAGUUUUUGUUUUGCAGCCCCACUAGUUUUUUUGGCAUGAUAUCUGAGCAGGACCUGUCCGGUUAAAGCACCGUCAGUAAUCUUGUUCCUUGUUUCCACUCCCUGUUUGCAUCUAUCUAGGCUUGGAACAAUAUGUUUGUGUCUCUCUCUGUGGAAAAAGAAGAGAAGGAGAACCAGCCAGAAAUAAGCCCCACGCUCUGUGUCCAGAUCAUAACCUUCAUUCAAAACCAACAUUCAUGUCCUCGUAUCAUUCAAAUCUUCGCAUUGUAAAACUCGUUUUCCCCUGGUGACUGCCUCCACCAGUGACAGAAAUAGUAGAUGAGGGUUUACCAAUGAGGUUAUGCAUGCUCUUCCUUUGUUUCCAAUGCCUUGAUUUAGGCUUGAAGCAUAACAAAAGCUUUCGUGGUUUGAAAAACAAACCCGAUACCUUGUAGUACACCUUCAGGCAGAGUAACCAUUGCUAAUUCUCUAAGCUGAACCACAUUCACCGUCCUUCUGGGCAGGUAAGAGAAUCAGGGUGUAAGCUAUAACCUGUCAGCAGAGCAGAUCACCCUGGAGUCUUGCAAAAUUACAUCCGGUUUUACUCUUCAGCACAAAUCCAAGGCAUAUGCAUAAUCCUGACUACAGAGCGCAUAUCUCAAAAUUAUGAGGGUCUCCUUGCAAAUGUGGACAUUGGGGGCCCCCUGCGCUCUAGCUGAGGGGUUGGACGGAGGGCGAGCCGUGAGGGCGUCUGCUGUGUUCCGGUGUUCUGGGAAAAGGACAGUGCACACAGCUGCGCUCAGGGGGUAAAUGCAAAACAAACAUGCCUCACACAUGCUUCCCCCUCAGCUGUCAUGGCUCUGCUUUCAAAGAUUCACCCCCCCACCUCCCCUCCUCAUGACCCACCUCUAGACACACACACACACACAUUGCACUGCGCCUCUCCCUUUGCUCACUUCCACGAUGUCCACUGGCUCUAAGCUGCAGCCCCCCAUCGCAGGGUCUGAGAGACAGCCGCACGGCCAACCCAGGAAGGCUUUUUAAUUAACUAACGCUGAGCCAUGUGGAGGCUGUGGACGGCAGUAUAGUGUGUCAGGACAGACAGGGCCGUCUGUCUUCUAGUUGGUUUAUUGUAGACUGUUCCUCUGCUCAGUGCGCACUGACAUACUGGCCUUCAGUAGCUCAGGUUUACACAAUACAUGCUCACAGUUUUCACUCUUUUCUGUGUAUUUUAUUCUCUUAAACAUCUCCACAGAAGCAUUGUUAAUGCGAGAUCUUCCUCCUGUAUGCUGAAAAACUUUUCUCAUUUUCUAAUACUACUGAAGUCAGGCAAUCAGUAUAGGAGUAAAUAUAUGAUAAAUAUGUGUGUGCUGUUGUGUGCAUGUACAUUUUUGUGCAUGCAAAAUGGAUUGAAGUGUUAUCAGACUUUUGGAAAAGUUACUAAUUAGAUGUUAUGUUUUAUUUUGUGAGACAAUUUAUCGAGUGUAUGACUUUUUAUCAUUUGGUGGUACAUGGUAAAAAUUGUAUUUUCAGAGUUGUUUUGACAUUGUUUUUCUCUCGAUACGUAAUUCUUACGAGUUUCAAAAGUUUUUUUUUUUCUCAAGUUUUUGUGGCUUUAAGCUGUUUUUUUUUAAAUGCUUGUGUUACAUUUUGUGUGUGAUUAAAGUACAAUAAGUUAUUGCACUUCUAUUCAGAUUCAGUAUUUGUCUUUCAGUUUGUUAGGAAAUGCCGUACAUGCCCGACAAGGUUUACACAGAAAAAGCCACAGUAUAUAAAGGUUCGAAUUUCUUGCAAGGUAAUGUUGGUGAGUUCUGAAACCACCGUUACCACACAGUGCAGAGAAAAAUCAAGACAGCUAUUCUCCUAUUAGUAUUUAGAGGUCACUCAAGUCGCUCCCAGUUUCAAGAAAGGACUUUCAAGUGAUCAACUAAACAUACUGGUUGGCCACAACUUGCGAGUAAGUUGUCUGAAUUUGCAGGGUCUUACUGCAUUGCACCACCCUGCCAAAAUAUUGUGUCAUCCCUGUAGUUACAUUCUCAAAUCCCCACACAUUUCAGUCCCUUUGAAGGGACUAAAGUGCUGAAAUGAGAUCGCACAACCCGCAAGAGUGUCACACUAAUUGAAGUUGACAAAAAUACGAACUGCGCCCUUUUGAACUGCUGACAUUGAACAGGGUGGAUUAGGCAGCGUAUAUUAACAACAGGUGACAGGCUGGAGGGAGCAGUGGAUUGUCUGUGUCAUGGAGGGUCUGCUCCGGACGCUCUGAGGUUCAAGACUGGAGUAAAGACAGAUAUGAAAAAGUAUUACUUCAUCUUCUUCCCAACUAACUCAUACAUAGAUUGCAAAAAAAAAAGGGACAUUAAAACUGUGAGACGGGGUGUCUUUAGUUAUGUAUUACAAAGUCAUAUAUGUACACUUAGAUACAUAAACUCAGUCAAAAAUUUAAAACAAUUUCACUGACCUUCUGAAAUAAAAAAAAUAAAAAAGGCAAAUAAAAACAUGAAAAGGAAGUGUUAACAUCUUAAAGACUGCACUGCUCUGUGUUGGUCUAAAUACUGAAGCUGGGACAAGUAGUGAUGAAAGGACAAAAAAAUAUAACACACACACACACACACACACACACAAACACACACACACCAUGUAUAAUAAAAGAAUAAAAAAAGGAUUGCAUCAACAGUUUGUACACAUCUGUUUUAAAAAGUGUGGUUUGGAAGUUGUCUCUAUACUAUACAGUAUGUUUGUCAAGCCCCAGGCAUACUCUCAUGUAGUGUUCAAACACAUAAACGCAUGAAAUGACUUAGUGGAUGCUUCAAUGAGCAUCACUGCUUUCUUUAUGAAUGAACAAAAAAACCCAGUAUAACCAGAAAGUCUAAAAAUUCACAAGUCAAGAUGUUCCAGUAGCUCAGCAUCGAUAUUUUAAAAUCAGCAGUUACUCACUUUACAUAAAAGAUUUAUGGUACCAGCUUGGUCCAAUCUUGAUUGCGUAAAACAGACCGUAUGUGGCCGUACGCUUUCUGUACAUCAUCUGUUAGCCACCAUGCUGUGUGCUCAUCACAUUCAAUUAGCCAUUAGAUAAAGCUACAUAGAUAUUUCUCUGAAUUAUUUCCUAUAUAUCAUGUAAAUUAAACUUUGAUCACUGUUCCUUUUCACACAGCACGGCUAAAAGAAUCAGGUCCAUGU
Messenger RNA from Larimichthys crocea (large yellow croaker), 6361 nucleotides. It is a transcript of the gene alx4a, whose product is annotated as ALX homeobox 4a. Bases 42 to 1163 code for a protein of 373 amino acids. Gene Ontology annotation, biological process: regulation of transcription by RNA polymerase II. Gene Ontology annotation, molecular function: DNA-binding transcription activator activity, RNA polymerase II-specific; RNA polymerase II transcription regulatory region sequence-specific DNA binding. The record is from RefSeq and is a predicted model, not a curated record. The transcript is spliced from 5 exons. Lineage: Eukaryota; Metazoa; Chordata; Actinopteri; Sciaenidae.